This is a messenger RNA of Strongylocentrotus purpuratus (purple sea urchin), 2065 nucleotides long. RefSeq names its product reticulon-4-interacting protein 1 homolog, mitochondrial. The record is from RefSeq and is a predicted model, not a curated record. The coding region runs from base 179 to 1471 and encodes 430 amino acids. Gene Ontology annotation, cellular component: mitochondrion. The transcript is spliced from 8 exons. Gene Ontology annotation, molecular function: oxidoreductase activity. NCBI's taxonomy places the organism in Eukaryota, Metazoa, Echinodermata, Echinoidea, Camarodonta, Strongylocentrotidae.
ACUUUGUGUUGUUCUAUUUAUACAUUUCUUUUUUAGAGAGGCAAGCGGGGAAUAUGGACCGGAAUACGGUCUAAGUGUACUUUCAGUUCAUCGCUCUUCCGCUUUCGUUUUCUUGCUGGAGACUACCAUAUAGUAUAGAAUAAUUGUGGAUUUAUUCACAAAAUGCAUUGUCGUCAAGAUGUUGUCAUCAAAAGUUCUGUUGGGGAUCUGCACAGCUUCUAUUGUUACGCUAUGUUUCUGCCCAGAGAGUGGAUUAGAAAUCAGAGUUCCCAAAAAUGUCUUGAAAUUCGUCGUCGGAAGUGCCUUGCUUUACGUGGCCUACAGAGCAUUCUUCUCUACAUCUACAACUACAACAAAAUCCAAGUUCAUCUAUUUUUCAUCAAGAGAGAAAAUGAGAGCACAGGUUGCCAAGGAAUACAAAACGGACAAAAUGGAGAUGACCUCGGAACACCCCUGCCCUAAAGUGGUGCAUCCCAAUGACGUGCUUGUGCGCGUACGCGCAGCGUCCAUCAACCCCAUAGACCAACGUAUAAUUGCCGGACACGCGCGACCCAUCUUCGACAAAAUGCGUCAACAGAAGCAGUUGCCGUAUGGAGGUGCCGAACUCCCUCUCGUACUUGGUCGGGAUUGUUCGGGUGUUGUCGAAGACAUAGGACGCAACGUAGAAAAGUUUCGGAUUGGUGACGAGGUCUUUGUGGGAAUCGGUGCCGAAGAUUCACCAGGAACGUUUGCUCUGAAGGUGUUGGUCAAAGACUACAUGGUUGCUAAGAAACCAGUGGCGAUCGAUCACACGGAGGCUGCAUCCAUACCAUACGUCUGCACCACAACUUGGGGUGCGCUGGUUGGUCGAUGCGGUUUGGGACCAAUCAACACGAAUGGGAAAAGAGUACUUAUUAUUGCUGGUACGGGAGGCAUAGGGACAUUCGCCAUUCAGCUCAUCAAAGCUUGGGGAGGUCACGUGACCACAACUUGCUGCAAGGAUGGUAUUGAUCUGGUGGAGCGUUUAGGAGCUGACGACGUCAUCGACUAUACGAAAGGAAACUUUGAGGACGCUCUAACCGAGCGGCCUAAGUUCGACGUUAUCUUUGUGACACUAGGCGCUGAAUUUAUUAAGCCGUGUCAAUCUGCCUUGAAAAGGGGCGGAAAGUUGGUAACCAUUGUCGUUCCUUUUAUUGGUAACUUCAACAAAUAUGGCAUGAUGCUUGGCAUGGUGGUCAACGCAGCUCUUAAACUUCGUUGGAUGGUUGAGGAUUUUCUGUACGACCGGAAGACAAUGAUCUCCUUCAACCAACCGAAUGGGGGCGCCCUAGAAGAAGUCAGGAAGCUGAUUGAUGACGGAAUGAUCCAUCCGGUGAUUCACAAGACGUUUGCGUUCGAGGCAGCCAACGAGGCAAUGGAGUUUGUGAAGCGGGGUCAUGCCCGAGGAAAGACCGUCAUCGUUAUGCCAAAUCAUGACAAAAACGAGGGGUAGUAACUGGACGCCUAGACAUGCUCUACAUCCGGGGACCUGUGUAUGUACCUUGUACAUCGAACAAGUGAUUCUCAUUGAACAAGCCGUUUAUUGGAAUUACUGCGUGUAAAGCGAUUAAACCAGUCGGAUAAAUGUCAAAAGGAAAAGGUUUCAGAAAAAUAUAUGUACAUACUGAUAUAUUCAUUUGUUUUUAAUAACAUCGUUUUCCGUUGCCAGGGACGUAGCUGUAAGGAUGGAGGGCGCAUAUAUUUAUAUCGUAGGAUGGUAAGUGAAGAUUUAAAUACGAGCUACGCGUGUGUUCACUCUAAGCAAAAGGCAAUCACAUUGUUCGUAUCGAACUAUCUUGGAUUGGUUAACUCGGAAACCCAAUCUUAAUAUUAAUGCUAUUAAACAUCUUUCCUAAAUACUAAACCCCAGAUUUUACCCGAACCCUAACUCAAAUCCUUAAUCACGUUUACUGAUAAAAAAUAAUCAUUAUUAAGAGCAUUCGUAAUAAUGUAAUGAGGUGGAGCUAUAUUCGUUGCAUAGGCCUAUUAAUUCCGUCGACCUUCACUUACCAUCCUACGAUAGGAAAUUUCGCGCAAUUCCCCGCAA